GUGCAUUAUAUAUCUCCACCUUCAGACACAGAUUCAACCAUUUCUGACUCUCUCAGCACUAUCUGCCACAUAAACUAUAUAACCUUCGAACUUCGGUACUUGGGUGAAAAUACAUAUACAUGCAUGCAUGAAAUCCAUGGACUUGUCAACGAGAACCGAUGAAAAACCCAUCUCCAUGCUCAUCCAACCUUCUCGUCCUUGCAACAUUUCUUUAAUUCCAAACAAACCCACCACGCCAGACGUAUCUUUCUCCGCCUAUCUCAGACCAGCUGAUCAUCAAGUUGAUGAUUCUGAGAUCAGUAUUUUUGAUGCUCAGAAAUACUUCAAUGAAACUACAGAUAUGGCUAAAGCUGUAAGCAGGCGAGUCUCUCCUGUUAACGUCGUCAACCCAAUACCAGAUCGAUAUUGCGACGUCGUUUCAGGCCUACCCAGGUUCUCCUCCGCUUCAUCAGCCGACUGCUACUCCAGGAAUAUCUACAGAGCUCGUUCCUUCCACGCGACGCCAACUGCCUCAUCCGAAGCUAGCUGGAAUAGCCAGACCGGGCUGUUAACCAAUCCCCCAGGAGCCAUGGCUGUCUCCAUAAGAAAUCCUGCUUCUGCUAACGAUGAGAAGAAGAAAGGCUCUGGGGUUAAAUGGUUUUUCCGGCGCAAGUGUCCUUGCUCAGGGAGGAAAUCCGUUCAAGUGGAGCAACAUCCAUCAGAAGUACCUAAAACGACACAGUCUCGACCCAAGUACAGUAUUUCCGAGUCCGAGGCUUCAGUGCAUCAAAAAAAGCAAUCUCCCAAGACUAGCCCGGAGGAGGAACCCGAAAUUGCCCCUGCGAAGAACUGUCAAAUCAUCCCAUCACCAGAUCAGAAUCGUUUCCCACCUCCGACCAAUAUUGGACAAAGGAUAUGGACAUCUGGAAGAUCUUUCAGUGACGGAACCGGGUUUACGUUUCCGAUACUUACCCACUCAUCAUCUUCCACAGACGCAGUAGCCCUGAGUGACGCCUUCCGAAUCCCGCCACCGAGCAGCACAACCGUUGAAGACCCACCUCGAGACUCGCUGGAAGUAUUCCGACCACGCGAUGAAACCGUGACUCCAAGGAAAUUAACUCAACGUCAUAGCUUCACAUUCCCGGGAAGUCCCAGAUCCCGAAUGUCAACCGUGUCAGACGACGAGGUAGCGAGCGAUGCAAGCUCAGACUUGUUCGAGAUAGAAAGCUUCUCGACCCAAACGACGUCGAAUUACGUGAAUAACCGGCGAGAUUCGCUGGAGGAAUCGACGGGUUCUGGAAUUGACGGAAGAUCACGAAUAGGGGGGGGACCAGGCAUGUAUUGUAGUAGGAGGCCGAGCCUGGAUGAUCGGCUAACGGAAAGCGCUUACGAACCGAGCGAAGCGAGCAUUGAUUGGAGCGUAACGACAGCGGAAGCGAGCGUGACAAAUAUGUCAAUAGCAGAGGAUCGUUACUGGGAAAAGAACAGCGGCAGGGGAAAGACGAGAUCGGGUAGUGGUGGAGGGUUGUUGAGCUGUCGAUGCGAGAAGGCGGUGAGCGUGGGGCCGGGGCCUGUAAGAUGCGAGCGACAGAAGGUGGGACCGCCCGUUCCGGCAAGCGCCACAUUGCGGCAUGUGGGCAGUAGGGGCAGCUAGUCUGGACAAGCCACCGCUUGGGGGUUCACGCUCUGCUCGCGUGUCUCUUAAUUAAUUAAUUACCGUGGUUACUUUUUUACGGUUGUUAAUUCAGUCUUGUCUGUAAUCUGCAUUUCACUUUCUAAAUAAUAAUAUAAUUAAAAGUUUUAAUAAUUAC
This is a messenger RNA of Carica papaya (papaya), 1790 nucleotides long. RefSeq names its product phytochrome kinase substrate 4 (gene PKS4). The record is from RefSeq and is a predicted model, not a curated record. Lineage: Eukaryota; Viridiplantae; Streptophyta; Magnoliopsida; Brassicales; Caricaceae. Gene Ontology annotation, biological process: phototropism.